Coregonus clupeaformis (lake whitefish) is the source of this 4721-nucleotide messenger RNA. Its product is annotated as E3 ubiquitin-protein ligase mib1. The record is from RefSeq and is a predicted model, not a curated record. Gene Ontology annotation, biological process: protein ubiquitination. NCBI's taxonomy places the organism in Eukaryota, Metazoa, Chordata, Actinopteri, Salmoniformes, Salmonidae. Gene Ontology annotation, cellular component: cytoplasm. Gene Ontology annotation, molecular function: ubiquitin-protein transferase activity; protein binding; zinc ion binding. The transcript has 22 exons. Bases 867 to 3995 code for a protein of 1042 amino acids.
UCCAUCUGCUCGAUGAUUGACAAUAAUGGCGACGCGUUUAUAGUGAAUUUACUUCUGCAAGCCAUUUGACAAAAAUAAAAACAUUUCAGACAGAAAUCCAAUACAUAGGAUAAACGUAUUUACGAAUGAAACAAUUAUCCCAACAAAAAGGACACAUCUACGCUAGCUGUUUAACGUUAAGUUGUGGAGGUGGCAUUCUUGCAGAGGCACAAGCUAGCUAGCUAACUAAAUAGCUAGCUAGCUAACAACGGUCUACCAUUUCGUGACGAUGUGGCUACUUUACACGCUCUUGGGUGACAAUUUAUUGUGCUCUUGGGACGAAAAGCACAUGAAAGGGGAUACUGAAACAUACCAGUUAUUUCCGUAACAUUGCAGACGAACAGCUGUGGAGUGGAAAGUGCGUGCCAUUCAACAGCUUACUUUGGCAGCUAACGUUAGCCAGUUGCUAACUGGCUAAGCUAGUUAGCUAACAGUUAACGUUAGUGAGUUAGCUUGGCUUUGAAUUCCACUACAUCGUGUUGUUGUUUUAUCGAGCAAGUUAGCUAAACGUUUGUUACGUUCACACUACGAUACAUUUGACUAGCAAUGUAUAUUUGCCUUUGCAACUAACUGUUGGCUUGUGUCUGCUAUCUUGUUUUGGAACUUUACAGCAAGCAGGCUAGCCUAGGUAACGUAACGGGUAACGUUAGUGUUCUAGCGUUACUUACAAGCUAACAAUAUAUUGCUAACUUGUGUUUUUCUGCACAACAGAACGGUUUUGCUUUUCAAAAUUAUCCUGCUAACACACAGGUAGUUAGCUAGUUAGCAUAUUCUGCUAGUUGGCUAUAUAUUUUUUGUGUUACGUUAUUUGCGAGACCUUUUCGUAAAUGACUACUGGCAGGAAUAACCGUGUGAUGAUGGAAGGAGUUGGUGCGAGAGUGAUCCGUGGACCCGAUUGGAAAUGGGGAAAACAGGAUGGUGGAGAGGGACAUGUCGGCACUGUCAGGAGUUUCGAAAGUCCGGAAGAAGUGGUUGUUGUCUGGGAUAACGGGACUGCGGCCAACUACCGGUGCUCUGGUGCAUACGACGUGAGGAUAUUUGACAGUGCUCCCACAGGUAUCAAGCAUGACGGUACCAUGUGUGACACCUGCCGUCAGCAGCCUAUUAUCGGUAUCCGCUGGAAGUGUGCCGAGUGCACCAACUAUGACCUCUGUACCACCUGUUACCAUGGAGACAAGCACCACCUGCGACACCGCUUCUACAGGAUCACCACCCCUGGUAGCGAGAGAGUCCUGUUGGAGUCUCGCCGCAAGUCGAAGAAGAUCACAGCCCGAGGCAUCUACACAGGUGGCCGGGUGGUGAGGGGAGUGGACUGGCAGUGGGAGGACCAGGAUGGAGGCAACGGCAGGAGAGGAAAGGUGACAGAGAUCCAGGACUGGAGUGCAGCCAGCCCCCACAGUGCAGCCUACGUCCUCUGGGACAACGGGGCCAAGAACCUCUACAGAGUGGGCUUCGAGGGGAUGUCGGAUUUGAAAUGUGUCCAGGAUGCCAAAGGAGGCUCUUUCUACAGAGACCACUGCCCUGUUCUAGGUGAGCAGAAUGGCAACAGGAACCCAGGCGGUCUGCAGAUUGGAGACCUGGUCAACAUCGACCUGGACCUGGAGAUAGUCCAGUCCUUGCAGCACGGCCACGGAGGCUGGACAGACGGCAUGUUCGAGACCCUCACCACCACUGGUACCGUGUGUGGAAUCGACGAGGACCACGACAUUGUGGUGCAGUACCCCAGUGGGAACAGGUGGACGUUCAACCCUGCGGUGCUGACCAAGGCCAACGUUGUGCGUAGUGGGGAAGGUGUUGCGGCAGGGGCGGAGGGCGGCAGCUCCCAGUUCCUGGUAGGAGACCUGGUCCAGAUCUGCUACGACAUCGACCGCAUUAAGCUGCUGCAGAGAGGACACGGGGAGUGGGCCGAGGCAAUGCUGCCUACCCUGGGCAAGGUGGGCCGCGUGCAGCAGAUCUACUCCGACAGCGACCUGAAGGUGGAGGUGUGCGGAACGUCAUGGACCUACAACCCCGCUGCCGUCACCAAAGUGGCCCCCGCUGGCUCCGCUGUUUCCAACGCCUCCGGAGAGCGUCUUUCUCAGCUGCUGAAGAAGCUGUUUGAGACCCAGGAGUCUGGUGACAUCAAUGAGGAGCUGGUCAAAGCAGCAGCCAAUGGCGACCUGGCCAAGGUGGAGGACAUCCUCAAGAGACCUGACGUGGACGUGAAUGGUCAGUGUGCUGGACACACAGCCAUGCAGGCGGCCAGUCAGAACGGACACGUGGACGUCCUCAAGCUGCUGCUGAAACACAACGUGGACCUGGAGGCUGAGGACAAGGAUGGAGACCGGGCGGUGCACCACGCGUCCUUCGGAGACGAGGGGUCUGUGAUCGAAGUGCUGCAGAGGGGUGGGGCCGACCUGAACGCCAGGAACAAGCGCAGACAGACCCCCCUGCACAUCGCUGUCAACAAGGGCCAUCUGCAGGUGGUCAAGACCCUGCUGGACUUUGGCUGCCAUCCCAGCCUCCAGGACUCGGAGGGUGACACGCCCCUACAUGAUGCCAUCAGUAAGAAGAGAGACGACAUGCUGUCUGUGCUGCUGGAGGCGGGAGCAGAUGUCACCAUCACCAACAACAACGGUUUCAACGCCCUGCACCACGCUGCCCUCCGAGGGAACCCCAGUGCCAUGCGUGUGUUGCUGUCCAAGCUGCCGCGGCCCUGGAUUGUUGACGAGAAGAAGGACGAUGGUUACACCGCCCUGCAUCUGGCCGCACUCAACAACCACGUAGAGGUGGCCGAGUUGCUGGUGCACCAGGGCAGUGCCAGCCUGGACAUCCAGAACGUAAACCAGCAGACGGCCCUGCACCUGGCCGUGGAGAGACAGCACACACAGAUAGUCAGGCUACUGGUGCGAGCGGAGGCCAAGCUGGACGUGCAGGACAAGGACGGGGACACUCCUCUCCACGAGGCGCUGCGUCACCACACACUGUCCCAGCUCCGCCAGCUGCAGGACAUGCAGGACGUCAGCAAGGUGGAGCCCUGGGAACCAUCCAAAAACACGCUGAUCAUGGGUCUGGGCACCCAGGGAGCAGAGAAGAAGAGUGCAGCGUCCAUCGCCUGCUUCCUCGCGGCUAACGGAGCAGACCUUACCAUCCGCAACAAGAAGGGCCAGUCUCCUCUGGACCUCUGCCCCGACCCCAGCCUCUGUAAGGCCCUGGCCAAGUGCCACAAGGAAAAGACCAGUGGCCAGGUGGGUUCUCGCAGCCCGUCUCUGAACAGUAACAGUGAGACCCUGGAGGAGUGUAUGGUGUGUUCUGACAUGAAGAGAGACACCCUGUUCGGACCCUGUGGACACAUCGCCACCUGCUCUCUCUGCUCCCCACGCGUCAAGAAGUGUCUCAUCUGCAAGGACCAGGUCCAGUCCAGAACCAAGAUCGAGGAGUGUGUCGUGUGUUCUGACAAGAAGGCUGCCGUGCUCUUCGAGCCCUGCGGUCACAUGUGCGCUUGUGAGAACUGUGCCAGCCUCAUGAAGAAGUGCGUACAAUGCCGGGCUGUUGUGGAACGCCGCACGCCCUUCGUCCUGUGUUGUGGAGGGAAAGGUAUGGAGGAUGAUGCAGCUGAUGAUGAUGAUGAUGAUGAGGAUGAUGAGGACCUUACAGGUAGCUCUAACUCAGCUCUAAUGGCAGGGGGGUCGCAGCAGGAUCUGCUCCAGCCCAACAAUCUGGCGCUAAGUUGGUCCAGCGGUAACAUCCCGGCCAUGCAGAGAGACAAAGACAACACCAAUGUCAACGCUGACGUUCAGAAGCUGCAGCAACAACUGCAGGACAUCAAGGAGCAGACCAUGUGUCCAGUGUGUCUGGACCGGCUGAAGAACAUGAUCUUCAUGUGUGGCCACGGCACCUGCCAGCUGUGUGGUGACCGCAUGAGCGAGUGCCCCAUCUGCCGCAAGGCCAUCGAAAGACGCAUCCUCCUCUACUAGAGUCCCAGGCUUCAGUCUCGGCCUACUACAACACCACCCCCCAUCUACAACCAACCACACCAGCUGCUGCUCUCUCAUCUAUCUUAUCUUCACUGCUCCCCUCUGUGUCUGCUAGCCCAGCCCAGCGUAGGGCGUCUUUACGUCUUACAACCAGAAAACAUAGACUUUAGCAUUACAAUUGUGGCUCCUCUUAAAAAUGGAAACCUUGUUACAAAAAAAAGCUAACAUAUUGUUUUGAGAGAACCUUGGUGUGGUUGUAUCUCAGCUAAAAGCCUGUAGCAGACUGUAGUCUCUUGAUUCCCUUGUGUCAGGAAAAUUGCUUUGUUCCUCAGAAUGCCCUUUCGCCUUUCUUUCUCUCUCUCUCUCGCUCUCUUACUAUUCCUGUUAUCAUGAUAUCUGCGGUGGGGUUCUUGGCACACAGCCCUGUCGUGUUGGACUCUUGGCCUUGGGAAAUGUAAAUGCCCGGAAGACUCAACUCUUCUUCUGUUGAAGGACUGCCUCAAGCUAAAUCUGAAGGCCAUUUAUCAUUGAUUCUACAACAAAACAAUUUUUAACAUUGUACUGAGAACAUUGGUGUUGUAUCUCAGCUAAAAGCCUGUAGCAGACUAGUCUCUUGAUUCCCUUGUGUCAGCAAAAACUGCUUUGGGCCUCAAUGCCCUUUUCUCUCUCUCACACUCUCUCGCUCUGUGUCGCGCUCGCUCUCUGUGUCGCGCUCGCUCUCUGUGU